This is a messenger RNA of Condylura cristata (star-nosed mole), 3037 nucleotides long. It is a transcript of the gene FGFR2, whose product is annotated as fibroblast growth factor receptor 2. Gene Ontology annotation, biological process: positive regulation of cell population proliferation; positive regulation of kinase activity; fibroblast growth factor receptor signaling pathway. NCBI's taxonomy places the organism in Eukaryota, Metazoa, Chordata, Mammalia, Eulipotyphla, Talpidae. Gene Ontology annotation, molecular function: fibroblast growth factor binding; fibroblast growth factor receptor activity; ATP binding. Gene Ontology annotation, cellular component: membrane; signaling receptor complex. Bases 78 to 2597 code for a protein of 839 amino acids. The record is from RefSeq and is a predicted model, not a curated record. The transcript is spliced from 17 exons.
CUGGGCAGCACCCCGGAUCCUGAGCCCCCCACAGGCUGAAGCGUUGCCAGCAUUCCAUGCUGUAGGCGAGUGUGCAGAUGGGAUUACCGUCCACAUGGAGAUAUGGAAGAGGACGGGGCAUCGGCACCAUAACCAUGGUCAGCUGGGGGCGCUUCAUCUGCCUGGUUGUGGUCACCAUGGCAACCUUGUCCCUGGCCCGGCCCUCCUUCAAUUUAGUUGAGGAUGCCACAUUAGAGCCGGAAGAGCCACCAAGCAAAUACCAAAUCUCCCAACCAGAAGUGUACGUGGCCGCCCUGGGGGAGUCGCUAGAGUUGCGCUGCCUUUUGAGAGAUGCCACCCCGAUCAGUUGGACUAAAGAUGGGGUGCACUUGGGGCCCAGCAAUAGGACAGUGCUUAUUGGGGAAUACUUGCAGAUAAAAGGUGCCACGCCUAGAGACUCCGGCCUCUAUGCUUGCACUGCCGCUAGGACUCUAGACAGUGAGACUGUCUACUUCACGGUGAAUGUCACAGAUGCCAUCUCGUCCGGAGAUGAUGAGGACGACAGUGAUGGCUCCGAGGAUUUCGUCAGCGAGAGCAGUAACAAGCGAGCGCCCUACUGGACCAACACAGAGAAGAUGGAAAAGCGGCUACACGCUGUUCCGGCGGCCAACACAGUCAAGUUCCGCUGCCCAGCAGGGGGGAACCCAACCCCGACCAUGAGGUGGCUGAAAAACGGGAAGGAAUUUAAGCAGGAACAUCGCAUUGGAGGCUACAAGGUCCGCAACCAGCACUGGAGCCUCAUUAUGGAGAGUGUGGUCCCGUCCGACAAAGGAAAUUACACCUGUGUGGUCGAGAACGAAUAUGGCUCCAUCAACCACACCUACAACCUCGAUGUUGUGGAGCGGUCGCCUCACCGGCCCAUCCUCCAGGCCGGACUGCCCGCCAACGCCUCCGCGGUGGUCGGCGGCGACGUGGAGUUCGUCUGCAAAGUGUACAGCGACGCCCAGCCCCACAUCCAGUGGAUCAAACACGUGGAAAAGAACGGCAGCAAAUACGGACCCGACGGGCUGCCCUACCUCAAGGUCCUCAAGGCUGCCGGUGUUAACACCACGGACAAAGAGAUUGAGGUUCUCUAUAUUCGGAAUGUAACUUUUGAGGAUGCUGGGGAAUAUACGUGCUUGGCGGGUAAUUCUAUUGGGAUCUCCUUUCACUCUGCAUGGUUGACAGUUCUGCCAGCUCCCCCAAGAGAAAAGGAGAUCACGGCCUCCCCAGAUUACCUGGAGAUAGCCAUUUACUGCAUCGGGGUCUUCUUAAUCGCCUGCAUGGUGGUGACGGUCAUCUUGUGCCGCAUGAAGGCCACGACCAAGAAGCCGGACUUCAGCAGCCAGCCGGCUGUGCACAAGCUGACCAAGCGCAUCCCCCUGCGGAGACAGGUAACAGUGUCUGCUGAGUCCAGCUCCUCCAUGAACUCCAACACCCCUCUGGUGAGGAUAACGACGCGACUCUCCUCAACAGCAGACACCCCCAUGCUGGCUGGGGUCUCUGAGUACGAGCUGCCAGAAGACCCAAAGUGGGAGUUCCCAAGAGAUAAGCUGACGCUGGGCAAGCCCCUGGGGGAAGGUUGCUUUGGGCAAGUGGUCAUGGCCGAAGCGGUGGGAAUCGACAAAGAGAAGCCCAAGGAAGCCGUCACUGUGGCAGUGAAGAUGCUGAAAGAUGAUGCCACGGAGAAGGACCUGUCAGAUCUGGUGUCCGAGAUGGAGAUGAUGAAGAUGAUUGGAAAACACAAAAAUAUCAUCAACCUCCUUGGAGCUUGUACCCAGGAUGGGCCCCUCUACGUCAUCGUUGAGUACGCCUCCAAGGGGAACCUCCGUGAGUUCCUGCGGGCCAGGAGGCCUCCCGGCAUGGAGUACUCCUAUGACAUCAACCGCGUUCCCGAGGAGCAGAUGACCUUCAAGGACCUGGUGUCCUGCACCUACCAGCUGGCCCGAGGCAUGGAAUACCUGGCUUCCCAGAAGUGUAUUCAUCGAGACUUAGCGGCCAGAAAUGUCUUGGUGACUGAGAACAACGUGAUGAAAAUAGCAGACUUUGGGCUGGCCAGGGACAUCAACAACAUAGACUAUUACAAGAAGACCACGAACGGGCGGCUUCCGGUCAAGUGGAUGGCGCCCGAGGCCCUGUUUGACAGAGUGUACACCCACCAGAGUGAUGUCUGGUCCUUCGGGGUGUUGAUGUGGGAGAUCUUCACCUUAGGGGGCUCGCCCUACCCAGGGAUUCCCGUGGAGGAACUUUUCAAGCUACUGAAGGAAGGACACAGGAUGGACAAGCCGGCCAACUGCACCAACGAGCUGUACAUGAUGAUGAGGGACUGCUGGCACGCGGCGCCCUCCCAGAGGCCCACCUUCAAGCAGCUGGUCGAAGACUUGGAUCGGAUUCUCACUCUCACGACCAACGAGGAGUACCUGGACCUCAGUCAGCCUCUCGAGCAAUAUUCACCCAGUUACCCUGACACCAGGAGCUCUUGUUCUUCAGGAGAUGAUUCUGUUUUCUCUCCGGACCCCAUGCCUUACGAACCAUGUCUUCCUCAGUACCCACAGAUGAACGGCAGCGUCAAAACCUGAGUGGGCUGGGCCUCCUGACCCCAAAAUGGACAGCACCAGGGAGCUGGUGACUGGCGACUCUGGGCAGGGAGGCCAGGCCCCAGGGAGCUUGCUGCCUCCCCGUGUAUAUAGGAACCAGAGGAGUAAAUAAUGGGAAAGUCAUCGGCACACGUGGAGAGAAUUUAUACGGUGGGACGCUUGUCAUGGUCACUGGGGAAGGACAUUUCUGGGGCAGUGGACAGCCAUGGCUGCUCUGUGCCCGUGACCGCCGUGGGUGCUGGCUACCGGCCAGCCGGACUCGAGGAGAACCUGUGUUCUGCCUUCCUUGUGAAUUUUGUAAUAAUUGGAGAAAAUAUAUGUCAGCACACACUUACAGAGCACAAUUGCAGUAUAUAGGUGCUGGAUGUAUGUAAAUAUAUUCAAAUUAUGUAUAAAUAUAUAUUAUAUAUUUACAAGGAAUU